AUGACUCCCGUGAAACACAUUAGAUUGGGUCCCAAGCAAAUACUGCGACAGCGUUUCGAUGACGAAUUCCAUGCCCUUUACCAGGACACCUCGCGGUGGAGGAAAAUCAAAAGCAUUGUCAAAAAGCCCAUGGCACCGCCGCAGCCCUUUGAUGGUAUACAUGACUGUGAAUCGACCCGGUCUGUCGGUGAUGGCGAGAUCACCACACUCGCCUCACCGAGUCCCCCAGUAAGCGUCAAUAUGGCUGAUGAGACCGUUAAUACAGGCAGCGUGGCCGAUGAUACGGAUGGGCGUCUAACCAUAGCUUUCACUCAUAAUCAACCUUGCAGAGAGGAUGGAGAAGAUGAAGAUUUCUGCUGUAACUGGUAUCCAUCGAGUGACGAUGAGAAGGUUGAGAACCUGCCCUAG
Messenger RNA from Fusarium coffeatum, 408 nucleotides. RefSeq lists its product as uncharacterized. Bases 1 to 408 code for a protein of 135 amino acids. The transcript has a single exon. The record is from RefSeq and is a predicted model, not a curated record. Lineage: Eukaryota; Fungi; Ascomycota; Sordariomycetes; Hypocreales; Nectriaceae.